Molecule: messenger RNA, 2723 nt
Organism: Macaca mulatta (Rhesus monkey)
Lineage: Eukaryota; Metazoa; Chordata; Mammalia; Primates; Cercopithecidae
Source: RefSeq, a predicted model, not a curated record
CCAGUGCGGAGCUAGCGCGGUCGCGUCCAGCAGAGCUCGCGCGGGGGCGCACCGGAGCGGCGGUGUAGGUAGCCGCCAUGUUUCUGCCGCUAUUGCUUUCUUGAGGGUGUCGCUGAUGACUGGCUACUGCGGCUACCAGACGCACUGGACACUUGGAACACUCCUGAGUUUGCGGCUAGGUUCGCUUCCUGAAUGGUACCGGGAUCCUCCACUCUGGUUUCUCUUGGCUGUCCCGGAGCUACUUCCAGUCCCCAUGGCCGUCUCUUUCAAUGUCAGGCGGUCUAAGUUCCCCGCGGUGAAAAUGGAGCGCGGUGAGUCGUGCCCACGGCAGCGCACCUGGUUUUGCAGCGUGGGCAGGUCACAGGUGCAUCUUCCAUGGGGAUUUGAGCCAGCGUGCACUCCCAUAGCGCGACUGAGAUUCCAAGUCACACGCAGGAGUUCUGGUCUCGCAAGUCGGCCUCUGCUGUCAGCCGGCACCCGACUCUUCAGGUCACAGCCCGCGAUUUAGAAACGCCAGCACCCCGGUGAAUGCCCACGGCUCCUCAGCUUUAGCUGCACCGACGUCUGCACCACGCCCGUCAGCUCAGCUGCAGCCUGACUCUGGGUUGGAAACUUUUCAUGGUGGAUGAGGCCUGUAACUACCCAGAUGGAAUCAAGACGCAAUAGCCCUCCUCGAGGGAUGCUCAGAUGAGAGAUCCUCAGCAUUUGUGUCUCUAGAGAAGCCAAAAGCGGCCUUUGAGAGGAGCCUCAGAAAAUGGAAGAGAGGCCCUGGGUGCAGCUUUUGGACAAAUCUGGGUUCCCAACUCAUGCCUGUGUGAAGUAGACCAAAUUGCACUGCGUCUUCCAGCCUUUACCUCCUCCCCUUCAGAAUAUACGCCGUGACUGCUCGUCAUACAGCUGAGGCUUCCUUCUGUGUGCCAUUUCUGCCAUGAUGAAUGGGUCUGGGUGUUGGUCUAAGUGAUGACUCUUCAUGCCUUGCUCUUCCCAAGAAGCCACUCCUUCUGCACACGUCCCUAAAUGUCGGUAAUAUAAGCCCCUACGCAAAGCCACUGAUCCAUUUCCACUGCUGCUGCCUCAUCCGCUGCUCUGAAGUCUCAACCAUGGUGCCCUCCUUUGCUGCCAUCUUCAUUUUUGGACUUCUGGGUUCAAACUCAGAAGGAGUCACAGCCCAUCCAGCCCUGACUCUUCCAGAUCCUAGACUGUGGCUAUGCCAGCCAGCACGCAGGUGUGGGGAGUUGAUCUACAACCCCUUGGAGCAGUGCUGUGAUGACGGUGUCAUCCUAGACUUGAACCAGACCCGGCUCUGUGGCUCCAGCUGCACCUUCUGGCCCUGCUUCCAGCACUGCUGCCUGGAGUCUUUGGGCUCUCAGAACCAGACAGUUGUGAGGUUCAAGGUCCCAGGCAUGCAGCCAGAUUGCAUGUCCUCUCCUAUCACCAGUGUCUGUGCCCAGAUCUUUGGGGUGUCAUCUUUCUGGCUGGAAACCCCUGUGGCUGCUGGCACUUUUGCCUGAGUUCUUGUCCUGCAUCCAGGAAGAAAGGUACACAGACAGACAGAGUGUGAGCAAGACAAAGAGGAGCUCUAUCAAGUGACAGAACGGCUCAGAAGAGACCCACAGAGGGUAGCUCCUCUCUGUGGGGCAGGUCAUCCCAUCAAGUGUUCAGCCCUCAGCAGAAAGGAGGCCCUGGAAUGGGUGGUUCAUCUCUGUAGGGAGGUCGUCCCAUCAUCUCUGCAGCUCUCAGCAGACAGGAGGCCCUGGAGAGGGUAGCUCCUCUCUGUGGGGCAGGUCGUCCCAUCAAGUGUUCAGCCCUCAGCAGAAAGGAGGCCCUGGAAUGGGUGGUUCAUCUCUGUAGGGAGGUCGUCCCAUCAUCUUUGCAGCUCUCAGCAGAGAGGAGGCUUCUCUCUGCAGGCAGGUCACCCUGACUGAGACUCAGCUCUCAGCAAAGAGGGUAGCUCCUCUCUGCAGCUGGUUGUCCCAACAUCUGCAGCUCUCAGCAGACAGGAGGCCCUGGAGAGGGUAGCUCCUCUCUGCAGCUGUUCAUCCCGUCAUCUUCCCAGUCUCCGCAGAGAGGGUAGCUCCUCUUUUCACCUGGUCAUUCAGUCAUCUCUCCAUCCUCUGCCCUCCUCUGGCUGGGCCCAUAGGUUUUAUGGACCUCCAGAGGGAGGAAGUGCAUACCGAUUGGCCCAUGGGUGACCAUGGGCACCCAGAAAAGGCACCACAAGUCCCCAUUCCUGGCCUGGGAAUCUGGCAGCCCAACCCCCAGCCAUCAGGCCUUCAAGUACAUCACAAAGCAGCUGGAACUACAGGCAUGCACUACCAUGCCCCGCUAAUUUUUAUAUUUUUUUUGUAAAGAAAAUGCAUGGUUUUACCAUGUUGCCCAGGCUGGUCUUGAGCUCCUGGGCUCAGGUGACCCACCCACCUCAGCUUCCCAAAGUGCUAGGAUCACAGGUGUGAGCCACUGUGCCCGGCCAUAAAUUUCUAUGUCCGAUUAAAGCAAGAUGUCUAUCAGUCUAUGUGUUUGUGCACAUAUGAGGAAGAUCCAUGUUUGGAAGGUGCUGUUUGAUGGCAUAAGGCAGAGCAGAGUGGUUCAGGACCAGCCAUGUCAGAAAAACAUAUUUCGGCCGGGCACAGUGUCUCACACCUGUAAUCCCAGCACUUUGGGAGGCCAAGGCAGGCGGAUCACAAGGUCAGGAGUUCAAGACCAGCCUGACCAACAUGGUGAAA